Messenger RNA from Argentina anserina (silverweed cinquefoil), 896 nucleotides. RefSeq names its product protein NBR1 homolog. Lineage: Eukaryota; Viridiplantae; Streptophyta; Magnoliopsida; Rosales; Rosaceae. The transcript is spliced from 3 exons. Gene Ontology annotation, molecular function: protein binding. Bases 9 to 488 code for a protein of 159 amino acids. The record is from RefSeq and is a predicted model, not a curated record.
CGUCCCCCAUGGUUAUCAAGGUUCGAUAUUUUGGAACUUCCAAGAUUAGAGUUGGGGACAGAGAGAGGUAUUUGCAAGUUCGUAUUGAUAAGAAUGGCCAACUGGGUUUCGACAUUGGUGGUUUGAGGGGAAAAAUAUGCAGUACUUGUUAUCUCCCACCUGGUUCAGACAUUAGUCUAGUGUAUAUCGAUGAAGACGGUGAUGUAGUAACUCUUGUCGAUGAUGAUGAUCUGCAAGAAGCAAUGAGGCAGCGUCUGAAAUCCUUCAGGAUUGAUGUGCUGCUGAACGAUAACAAAGUUUAUCGCAAAUCAAGCUCCAAAAGGAAUACUACUCGAGUGAUGGUGGAUCCUGUUGCAUCAAGUCUUGGUACUAGAGACGACAACAUAGAGACCAACACGGCUAAUAUACCAGUAGUUAUGCACUUUUUUAUUAUGGUUUUACAAGUAGCCAUCCUUUCCAUGAAUGCUCCUUCAUUGCAGAUGAGUUAAUCCUCCUGUUGAAUUUUUAAACAGGACUUGCUCUGAAGCCAUAGGUCAUUAGGCGGUAUGAUGCUUCAAAUUAUUGGUGUUAGCUGUAACCGCUGUGGUUGCAAUUUAAUAACUGGAUCUUGAUUAAGACCAUUGUAAGAGGAACUUAUAUAAACCAUACUAACAUAAUGUCCUAUAGUAACGAAAACAUAGUUGAAAUCUUAUUCAUCAUUGACAUUGGUGUCUGCAGAAGAGGAUAUUAUAACCUCCAUGUCUGCCUUGCAAGAGGGGCAAUGUGACUGAUGAUCCGAUCAUGUUAGAAUUGAUCGUCCGGUGACUUAUCAACCCUAGCUACAUAGGGUUGCAUUGAUGCUUCCCUCGAGACCUCAUUGUUUUAAAGCUUUCAAGACUCAAACCUGAAACUGCUUG